ACUGCGAUACGCGUUUGAAAAGCUCGACGGAGCAGAAUUUCCAUAGUCGCGAUCGAGAACUGUCAUGUGCAGUGUCUACGUGUUACCACUAUGCCAUUUUUCUUAUUUUUUAUGGUAGUCCUAUAUGGUUAUUUGGGAUUAGACGUAGAAGUGUCACAAGUCUGUGCCCAAAGGGCUGAUAUAUUCGCUCUCCUAUCCGGCACUCUAAGGACAUAUCAAAGGGCCGGCUGCGACAAUGACAUAGUCACCUUGAGAUGCCCUGCAGGAACAAGCAUAUCCGUCCAAAUAGCCCAGUACGGGAAAUCCGCCUCUUCUAAAGGCCUUUGUGGAUCGAAAUCGACAUCAUCCAGUUUGGUUCCAGACAUUCCGGAGCACACGACUUGUCUCUUGCCAAAUACUGUCCAGACGGUGAUAGAAGCGUGUCAGAAAAAGCGGCAGUGCAAGUUUCAGACAUCACCCACCACAUUCGGAGGUGAUCCGUGUCCAGGAAUACCCAAGUACGUCGAAGUUGCCUACAAGUGCAAACCAUAUGAGUUUCGUAGCAAAGUGGCCUGCGAAAACGAACGAAUCCAUCUCAAGUGCAAUCCAAAUUCGAGGGUGGCAGUCUACAGCGCAAGUUAUGGCAGGACACAAUACGAAAGCAUCCAGUGCCCUCAACCUCAAGGCGUUCCCGAAGAAAUACCGCGAAGAGUGCUAAAGGACCAAUACGAAGGUCGGUUGGAAGCGGACGAAACAGACUACGACCCAAACGAGAACGAUGAGGACUUUGACGCAUACGAUACCGGAAAUGAGUAUAUCAGAGAAUCUGCAGCUUCACCAGCCGUUCCAAAUCUCGAAAACGUCUCAAGAGAUAAUUUUACCAAGGAUGCAGACGUAGGCAUUUAUCCGUCGGAUAAAUCGGACGGUCUGCAUUUUGAAAUCCAAAAACGAUACUUCCUGUAUCUCAUCAUUAGCGUCGCCGUGGCUGUUCUGCUAUUGAUAAGUUUUCUAGUCGGACGAUUUUUAUUACAACGGCAUCGAACGCAAAAGGAGGAGAAAUUUUAUGCGACCAGUAUAUCUGAUCAUACCCUCGCCAACGGUUUCACGGAUGAUAUUAGUGAGGUAGACGCAGACAUAGAUCUUCAAACUACGCUUCCCAUGACAAUACCAUCUGUGACCGUUCAUCCGGUUCCUAUGGGUACCAUUGCCGAAGUAGUAAGAUACCCGCAGUACCCUGAGUAUCCCACACAUAUGCAUUCACACUCGCACACAUUUCGAGGCUCUCAAGUUCCAGUGGUAGAAAACGAUCCGGCUAGUAGGAGUAAUAUGAGGGAUGCCAGCACCAGCCAGUACUACUAUGGAUGACCAGAGCAUUCGGGGAGCGAGGCGGUUCCCCGAAUAUCCCAAUCCCAAUCUCAAGAAAAGAGGGGAAGCUCUUUCGGCUGUCCAGAUCAACGCACGUACUGUUUCUAAAUGUGAUUUGCGUUGGUACUGUGAUAUUAAGUGAAAAUGUUUAUACAAGUCUACAAAUUUUAUACUUAUAGGAAAAAUUCGGAUGGUAAAAUCUCAAUAAUUAUACCCGUGUGGGCGAAAUUUAUAUAUAGCCCAUUUACGCUACCUAUACAAAGAAUGUACUGCUAUGUCAACAUGCAAUGAAAACAAAAUAAGAUUUACGACCACACAACAAGCGGGUCAACUAGGGUGUAAUGGACAUUGAGGUUUUACAUAUCGGAUUUUUUAUAGAAUAAGAUUUGAAGCAAUGACUGUAUAUUGUAAUUUGAUGUUAGAAGCGAUUUUUGAUAUUGACUGUCUGCCAUUUCUAUAGAAAGAUUUAAUUUGCAGCCUUUUUUAUACAUUAUGAUAAGUUAUUCUAUUAGAAGCAAUUAAAUUAUUGAUUAUUCGUAAGUUUCCCUUUGCUAAUAACUUACAGAAGCAAGUUUUUGAGACUGUUUUACAAUUAGACUAUUAAUAAACUAAGUUAUUUUUCGGAAAUCAAAGCCAAAUUAUAUUGACCAGAACUUUGUUCUUUUUUCUGAUGAUCUAUGUAAAUAGUGUAAAUUAGAUACACAGGGUAAGAAGGAACGAGAACUAGAAAUCUAUCGUCAUCAUUUCAAAUUGUUAAACCUAACCCGGUUGUUACUACCCUAAAUGUAUUAAGUAAAUGUAACAAAGACAAACUUAUAUGAAGUCGCUAUUAAGAUAGUAUAAAUGUUAUAUUGUUACACAUAUAUUACUUUAAAAUACACACAAUUUAAAUAUCUAAUGUUGGAAAUAAACAUAAUCUGUCUUUUUUUUUACUUAGAAAUAUGUGAAUCUUCAUAGAUGUUAACAGUACCUUUGUUACUAGUAAACAUAAUGGAUAUACUUUCAGAUUUUACCAUCUUUUCAAUGCCUAUGCUGCCAUCUAUGAACCACUUUUCUAAGUACUUUAUGAAAUGAAACUAACAAUUACCUCACUAUUUUUUUUAAAUCUGAAAUUUAUCCUUUGUGAUUACUAGAAAAUGUACGUUUCAUUUUUUUGUAUAAAUGUUAUAUAACUCAUAUUUUAAAUAAAUGGUCUUUUGGUUCAUUCAAUUAUUAUUUAUUAAUAAUCAAAUUUUGAAUAUUAAUAUUAAAUAUUUCCAAUGUGUUA
This is a messenger RNA of Cylas formicarius (sweet potato weevil), 2611 nucleotides long. RefSeq lists its product as uncharacterized. Bases 91 to 1344 code for a protein of 417 amino acids. Gene Ontology annotation, molecular function: carbohydrate binding. The transcript is spliced from 7 exons. The record is from RefSeq and is a predicted model, not a curated record. Lineage: Eukaryota; Metazoa; Arthropoda; Insecta; Coleoptera; Brentidae.